AAACUGAUGAGUAACAUUAACAUUGAACACGGCUCUUAAUCACCAAUUAAUUAAAUAAUCAACUUUCGGUUCCUAAUCUUCGUAAUCAAUCUGCUUAACACCUGUACAAACUCCAAGUCCGUCAACUCUCCGUCAUGGUCACUGAUAACACCUCAUAAUCCCUGCAGGCCCGACGUUACAUCAUUUAACAUCUUUCAUUUCUUGGUUUCUACUUCUACUUCUUCUCUGAUCCGCGAUCAGGUUUGCGAACAGAAAAUUGAAACUGCCAAGCACAUCAGCGUUUUUUUUAUUGUUGUUGUUAUCAGAAGCUGAAUUGUAACAUAUUAGAAGAAUGGGGAGCCGUCUAUGGACUCUGCUCGGCCAUGCCCACACCCUGGCUGGGCCGGCCACCAUGUUGAUGUAUCCACUAUAUGCGUCGGUGAUAGCAAUGGAGACCACCUCAAAGCUGGAUGAUCAGCAGUGGCUUGCUUAUUGGAUCCUUUAUUCCUUCCUCACUCUACUCGAAAUGCUUUUACAACCUCUCUUAGAAUGGAUUCCAAUCUGGUAUGACAUAAAAUUAGUAUUCGCGGCAUGGUUGGUAUUACCACAGUUCAGAGGAGCUGCUUUUAUUUACGAGAAGAUCGUGAGGGAAAAAUUAUUCAAGAUUAAUGGAGACGGGGCAGUACAUUCUCCGAAACUAUUUAAGGCAAAUGGAGACGGGGCAGCACAUUCUCCCAAACAGUCUCCUAACUCCUCCAGACUCAGGAAGUUGAUUUCAUUUUCUUCGCAAAAAAAGGGGAAGUCUACUUGAAGAUAUUCAAGAAUAUAUGGUCAAGGGCAUUAAUGUUUUCUGUGUAAAACUUAGAGUUUAGAGACCUCUUGUUUCCCCUUUUUGUACCGGAGAUUUAAGUGUAUUCCUGGUCAAUGUUUGUUUGUGAUUACAGUCUAACUAGUUGAAAAGCUA
Molecule: messenger RNA, 943 nt
Organism: Daucus carota subsp. sativus
Lineage: Eukaryota; Viridiplantae; Streptophyta; Magnoliopsida; Apiales; Apiaceae
Product: HVA22-like protein e
Exons: 5
Coding region: 332-790 (152 amino acids)
Source: RefSeq, a predicted model, not a curated record